Manis javanica (Malayan pangolin) is the source of this 2150-nucleotide messenger RNA. It is a transcript of the gene AMDHD1, whose product is annotated as amidohydrolase domain containing 1. Gene Ontology annotation, molecular function: imidazolonepropionase activity. Gene Ontology annotation, cellular component: cytoplasm. The record is from RefSeq and is a predicted model, not a curated record. Lineage: Eukaryota; Metazoa; Chordata; Mammalia; Pholidota; Manidae.
CCUCCGGCCCGGCGCCGCGCGCGUGCCUGCCGCCCAGCGCCGCCUCAGCCGUGCGUCCCGCGGCCGCAUCCCGGGGUCUCCUCGCGAGCCGCAGCGCCCGGCGACAUGGCGCGCAGCCACCGCCUCCUGCUGGAGAACGCGCGGCAAGUGGUGCUGGUGUGCGCCCGCGGCGAGCGCUUCCUGGCGCGGGACGCGCCGCGCGGCCUGGCGGUGCUCGAGGGCGCCAGCCUCGUGGUGGGCACGGAUGGCCUUAUAAAAGCCAUUGGUCCUUCUGAUGCUAUCCAAAAACAGUUUUCUGAAGAAACAUUCGAAGAAAGAAUUGACUGUUCUGGGAAAUGCAUCUUGCCAGGUUUGGUGGAUGCACACACACAUCCAGUGUGGGCUGGUGAAAGAGUUCAUGAGUUUGCAAUGAAGUUGGCAGGAGCCACGUACAUGGACAUUCACCAGGCUGGAGGAGGAAUCAACUUCACUGUGGAGCACACACGCCAAGCCUCGGAGGAGGAGCUUUUCAUGCUCUUCCAGCAGCGGCUGCAGUGCAUGGUGAGGGCUGGGACCACACUGGUAGAGUGCAAGAGUGGAUAUGGCCUCAACCUGGAGACUGAGCUCAAGAUGCUGCGUGUGAUCGAGCGUGCCCGGCGGGAGCUGGAUGUGGGCAUCUCAGCCACUUACUGUGGGGCUCACUCAGUGCCAAGAGGAAAAACUGUGGCAGAAGCUGCUGAUGACAUUGUCAAUAACCACCUCCCAAAGCUGAAGGAACUUGCCAGAAAUGGGGACAUACACAUUGAUAAUAUAGAUGUGUUCUGUGAGAAGGGCGUCUUUGAUCUUGAUUCCACCCGAAGGAUUCUUCAAAGUGGGAAAGAUAUAGGGUUGCAGAUUAACUUCCACGGGGAUGAACUACACCCAAUGAAGGCUGCCGAGCUCGGGGCUGAACUGGGAGCCCAGGCCGUCAGUCACCUGGAAGAAGUGAGCGAUGAAGGCAUCGCUGCCAUGGCAACGGCCAGGUGCUCUGCUGUCCUUCUGCCCACCACGGCCUACAUGCUGAGACUGAAGCAGCCUCGAGCCAGGAAGAUGUUAGAUGAAGGGGUAAUAGUUGCCCUGGGCAGUGAUUUCAAUCCUAAUGCAUAUUGCUUUUCAAUGCCAGUGGUCAUGCAUCUGGCCUGUGUAAACAUGAGAAUGUCCAUGCCUGAGGCCUUGGCUGCUGCCACCAUCAAUGCAGCAUAUGCACUGGGAAAAUCUCACACACAUGGAUCUUUGGAAGUCGGUAAACAGGGAGAUCUCAUUAUCAUCAACUCAUCCAGAUGGGAGCAUUUGAUUUACCAGUUUGGAGGCCAUCAUGAAUUAAUUGAGUAUGUUAUAGCUAAAGGAAAAAUCAUCUAUAAAAAAUGAUAGAUCUGAAAGGAAAGAGAAGUCUCUUUGGCUGUAUAAAAUAAGUCAAGACAGUGAUAUUAAAAGUUAAAAUACUGUAGUAGUUUACUAGAAUGAUGUCACUGAAAUUUAUUUCAGUGUUUUAUUAAUCCACUCAAUAAAAAUGAAGGGAUUAAUUUAUUUUAAUGUAAUGUGCACCUGGAUAUAUAAACAAGUAAACCAAUUGUGAUGAUAAUAUCAAAACAUUAAAUCAUUUCACAAAGAUUUGUUACAAAUACUCUGAAGGUUCAUAUGAUGAAGUAUCACAAAAAUGCCUUUGUGGAAAAAAGCAAAUUGCCAAUUAAGUAGACAUGACUUGAAAUCCCCAUUUGGUUUCUUCUUUGCAAAUUUCAAUUUUUAACCUAUAGUUAGUGAAAAUUGGGGGAUGGUGGGAAAUCCAACUGCUAUGUCCCAAAUUACACUAAAGUGUAGCUUUCUGUAAUAAGCAAAUGAUUUUUCCUUUACCAAGAUAAUUUGUCUUUCUAGAUGCUUUUCAAAUGCAUUAGGGUCCCCUUGGAGGGUGUCCUUCUGCUGUAAUUUCUUCUCAACCCAAGCAGUGGAGCUUCACAGCGGAGUUCAAGACUCAUCAUUUUAUAUAUGGGUUUAGGGGCCUUCCUAUAACGGGUGCAUUUUGACCAAAUCCAAUAAUGUAGUCUUUUAAAAUUGUUUUAAAGUUUUUGAUUCUUUACAUAACUCAUGUAUUAAAAAAAAGAAUUGUAGGUCUCAAUAAAUAUUUGCUGUCACUA